Chenopodium quinoa (quinoa) is the source of this 1462-nucleotide messenger RNA. RefSeq names its product transcription factor bHLH153-like. The record is from RefSeq and is a predicted model, not a curated record. The transcript is spliced from 6 exons. Gene Ontology annotation, molecular function: protein dimerization activity; DNA-binding transcription factor activity, RNA polymerase II-specific; RNA polymerase II cis-regulatory region sequence-specific DNA binding. Gene Ontology annotation, biological process: regulation of transcription by RNA polymerase II. Lineage: Eukaryota; Viridiplantae; Streptophyta; Magnoliopsida; Caryophyllales; Amaranthaceae. Bases 560 to 967 code for a protein of 135 amino acids. Gene Ontology annotation, cellular component: nucleus.
UGGUUGGAAAUUAGCUGUCAUAUAUCCACAAAAUUCCCUUUUUAUUUUUUCCUUCUAUAAAAUAUAUUUUCAUUUUUAUUACUAACUCUUUUCUAUAAAAAGUACUCCCACAAAAACCCAAAACCUUCUCAAUUAUUCCAUUUCAUUUCAUCCUCUUUUUUUUUCUGUUAAAACUCAAUCAACAAACAAUCCAACUAAAAACCCAUAAUUUUCAACUAAUCUUGAUUACCCACAAAAUUUUUUCCCCAUAUUUUAUUAAUUUGUGUGGAACCCAGAAAAAAGAUUUAAUCUUGGGAAAAAAAGUUUGUUUUUGUGCAAAAAUUCCGUUGAUAACUGAAGAAUUUUACUAAAAAAGUUUCAAACUUUAAUAAGUUUUUUAGGCUUAAAUUGAGUUGAGUUAUUGCUUCAACUUUGUAGCUCACCUAAUUUUUUUGGUUUGUUUGGCGGUUUUUUAUGCCCUGUUUUUAAGAAGAUUGAGAAGAAACUGAAGAAACUCAAACUCAAGUUUUAUGCUUUCUUGAAAUGCAGACUCUGCUUUUCUCUAGUUUAGAGCAGUGAGAUGACCGAACUUAAGAGGAGUGUUAGGCCUAUUGAUCAGGAUAGUUUCACAUCAGUUGCAUCCAAGCGACAAAAGGUUGAUAUAUCAAUGUCGAGCAAGGAAAGAAAAGAAAAGCUUGGUGAAAAGAUAACUACACUACAACAGCUUGUUUCUCCAUAUGGCAAGACUGAUACAGCCUCUGUCCUGCAUGAGGCGAUGGAGUACAUCAGAUUCCUGCAUGAGCAAGUGAAGGUUUUGAGUGCUCCAUACCUGAACAAUACACCAGAUACAAUUAUAGAGGAACAAGUACAUUAUAGCUUAAGAAGCAAAGGGUUGUGUCUCGUGCCAAUUGAGUGUACUGCUGGAUUGGCUCGCAGCAAUGGUGCAGAUAUUUGGGCACCCAUAAAAACUGGUUCCCCAAGAUUUUAGUACUCACUUCAACAAGUAUACAUGCUGUUUAAUUACCAAUUACCCCUCCUUGCAAUGCUUCAUAAUGCAGCUAAUCCGCCUUUGAGAUUUAUAUCAUUCAAGGGCAGUUCAUUUCUCGGACAGUAAGUGCUUUGCAGAUUUAGUCCUCGCCUGGUACAUGGUCUGGAGCUUUUUGUAGAACAGUCCUGGACCAAAGUGGAGAAGCAUGAAGUGAUUUAAACUUGCGGCCUCUUAAUCUUUAUGUAACUAGGUUGAUGUAAUGAAAAAACGUACGAGUUCUAUAUGAAAGGUUCGAUUGACCUGAUAAUCUGUGCGGCUGAAUUGGGAAUCCUUUGGGAGUUCUGUUAAAAUUCCCGGUAGAGGCUUUCUGAAAUAAUAAACGGAAUAUAUGGCUAUUGAUACUGAUCCAAUAAUUAAUUUAAGCUUGUAUUGGCAAAUCUUUAUAUUCAAAUAGUAUUCACAGAAUUAGAGUGAAAUGAAGUGUUUCUUUAUGUC